This is a messenger RNA of Cucurbita moschata (crookneck pumpkin), 1063 nucleotides long. RefSeq lists its product as uncharacterized. The coding region runs from base 83 to 769 and encodes 228 amino acids. NCBI's taxonomy places the organism in Eukaryota, Viridiplantae, Streptophyta, Magnoliopsida, Cucurbitales, Cucurbitaceae. The transcript has 3 exons. The record is from RefSeq and is a predicted model, not a curated record.
UCGUGUAGGGCAAACGAGAAUGGCAGCAUAACAAUACCUACAGUACCUCUGAAGCUGGGAAGAAUCUCGCUGGUCGUCGUUAAUGGAGGUCGGGCCCAAGAUUAGUGGUGAAGAUGUUAUCGAAAAGCUCAAGGAUGAUGGCGACUUCGAUAAGCUCCGUCUCAAGAUCAUUCGCAAGCUGAAAGACAAUGAAGAAUUGCGCAAUAAUAUAGUUGCAAUAGUGAAGCAAUCGGCAGCUCUUAAUCGAGCAGGGGCUGAAAAUGUAAAACCUCGGCAACUUUCUGAUGCAAUAUUUGACGAGGUUGGGGAUGAAAUAAUGAGCAAGGUUUCUGAUAACUUAUGGGAGAUAAUCAGAUCAGAUGAUGGCAUGAAAAAUGAAAUCACAGAAACUGUACAAUCAAUAUACGAUAACUUAGCGAACCCGAAAGCGAAGGAAGACGCCGAAGCAUCCACCCACCAUGCUAUACCAGUUUGGAAGGAAGCUGACAACAAUGGUUCUAUGAAGGCCUCCACCAGUCAAUCUGAACACACUGAGUCCAAUCCUAUAGAACCUUCAGGUUAUUCUUUUGCUGGUAAUCAUACAAACAAGGAAAAACAACACGUAGAUGAGCUGCAGUUUAUUAAACGUGACAACGAUAGUCGAAACGACAUGUCUGAUGCAGAUAAUGUCGAUCCAGCACCAGGCUUUGUUUCAAACACGAAGCACAACCAAAUGUGUAUAGAUGAUGACAGCGAUGAAGACCCAGAUGUGCCCCCUGGUUUCGGUUGAAGAACUACAUUUAUGCAGUAACCAGUUCCUGAGCAUUUUGCAACAAGUCUUCGGUCGAAUCCUGUGCGACACAACAAGAAAGUCGGGACUAAUCAACCGAUCAUUUCUUCUGCCAUGGUUCAUAAUGUGAUUACAAUGUAUCAAGUUUGUGUUCCAUUUGGUAGAAAGCCACAAAUUUAGAGAACUUCGACCAGAUAUCCAAACACACAUGAUUCUGCUAUUAUAAGUUAGUGUGAGCUUUCCUUGAACUUUAAAGUUUAAGCUAAUAGCAAAAGUUUGUUUUUGGUGAAAAAU